AUGGCUUCGGGAUCCCGCCGAGCAAAACAGGGGACAAGCAUGUAUUACGGAUCCCGGCAAUCCGAUACAUUUUUCCGUCCUCCGCCAGGUCAUCACAGUGAUUAUUUACUAGAGGAAGUUCUCAAUUCAGAUAUAUCGGCAAGGUUGAAUGCCCAAGGUCCACCCCUUCGAGUUUACUCUCCUCCUCCGUUCCCCCUUUCUGGUUUUCCGCCGAAUAAUCCCUUCCCUCGCCGCCGUCGACAGCAGAUCGGUGGAUCCCCCCUCACCUACCAAAUUGUUCCAUGGCCAAACUAUGAUUAUUUUCCCCGCGUCGCUCAUGGUGGGAAAGUCGUGCAAUCACCAGUCGGUGGCCAUCCCCGAACAGUACAUGAUUUCAGCUAUCCCGAAGACAAUGGGCCAUCAGUUGUAGCUCUCCUUCUUCGAGAAGGGGUUUUGGUGGUGGUUAAUCAUUAUCAAACUGGCCCAGAUUCUCCCCAGCUGCUUUGUUCCCUAAGUCCUCGCAUCGUUGCCACUAUAUCUGGAGGAGAGCUUCCGGACUGCCAAAAGUUGCUGCAAGAUCUGCAGGCGAUGUGUAAUGACCAUGAACGUGAGAAAGGGGGUGAGAUUUCUCUUCAAGAUGCAUUAUGCUUGAUGACUCGCACACUGGCUUCUCGACCUGAAGUGGGACUAAUUGCAGGGUGGGAUGACACAAAGGACUGUCCUGCCUUGUACCGUGUAGACGGUUUCAAGGGACUCAUGAAAGGGGAAAUAAUAGCCACCGGAACUGGAUUUAGACGAAUCUAUGGUACACUGAACUUGAAUGCCAUGUUCAGCAUGAGUAAUGAGGGUCCUCUUAAGUCUUGGCUGAAGGGUUUUCUGCACAAUGAGCUUAGUCACAAAAACUAUGGCUCUUGGUCUUGUUGGGCUGUUGACGAAGCUACAAAAUUUGCCCUAAGAUGUACAUGCUAUGUUGCAGCUGAUAUUGAGGGAACUGGAGAUUUCAUUAGCGUGUACCACGUUGGACGUCAUGGGUUGGACCACGUCCGUUCUGGCGAGCCAAUAAAAGAGGUUCUGCAGACCAUUGGGGUAGAUAUGCCAAAGAGGAUUGAGUAUACUAGGGUGCCUCCUCCUGCCUACCUUCCUAAGCUCCCCCCGUUGCCUCAUUUUCUUCUGAAGCAGCUCCAGAUACGUCAAAUCUGA
Molecule: messenger RNA, 1179 nt
Organism: Oldenlandia corymbosa var. corymbosa
Lineage: Eukaryota; Viridiplantae; Streptophyta; Magnoliopsida; Gentianales; Rubiaceae
Source: the annotation of a GenBank genome assembly